UUGGUAUUUGUCGACCCUUCCCACUCUAACGACGCCCCCAUUCACUACUGUAUUUACGCUGUGGAUUCCAACCUGCGACAGCUACUUCUUUUCAAAUCCCCAUUGACAAUAGGGAUUCUGGUAAGCCACACAAUAUUACUUUGUGGGGUUUGCGAGACAGCUGUACCCCGCUUGUCGCUGGGUCUCUUAUUGUGGCUCCGCGUCUUAUUGUCGCAGCCAACAAUCACCACCCCGUCUUUUACUAUUAUUCUCCUUCACGCUCGCAUCUUCAACGGUAGCAAUCCCUCGACCAAUUAUCGGCGCUACAACUCGAUCUGCAGACGCGCUCCUGCUGCCGGGGUUAUAUAUAUACGCACGGCAGAGGCUGAUCUCCCCCCGUUUCCCUGCCUUGCCUGGUUGACCAACCUCAACAUCUCCACCAAUCUACCCGCCGCCUCCCUCAAACAAAACUGGUUAUAUUACAAGAUCGACCGUGAGUAGCUGUUGGGUCAAACCCGAUACCUACACACCCAUCCCUCCCAUUACACCUCCUGUGCGCUUGAUCUCGUUACGAAGCUGUGCGUUGUAUUACCGCUGUCUUCGACACUGCUAUUGCAACCGCGCCUUCUCCACGAGCGCCUUCCCCACCUUCCUCUUACUACCGUUCGUUGGCAGCUCGAUCUCUGACGUGCUUCAAGGACCCUGUUGACGUUGUUGUCUGCCCUGCGACAUUGAUGUCCUGAUCGCCUCUUCGAGCAGCACCCCUCACCGUUCAGCCAGGUGCGUUUCUUUCACCGUAUUCAACACAUGAGCAUACCUUGACACAUUUAGAUAUCUGAGCGAAGCUACAAACAAUCAUCGACUGCAACAGCUUGACGUCGCCAUACGCUAUGGAUAACAAUUACAGCCGGCCGACCAAGGUUGACGAGCUUGAUGAGAGCCAAGCCCACGGUCGCCACGGUCUGAAAGCCGUCCCACAAGCUGUUCGCCGAGGUCUUAGUAAAUUGCACCUGCAGCGCGAGGGACGUGGUAGCAGCUACGAGUCCUAUCAGCUAAUCGCCGGCCCUGAGUAUAUUCACUCCACCGAGAACCUUCGGCCAUCUGAUCCGGAUGCCUCCCGUGCUGUUGACGCGACGAAUCGCCAGGGUGAUAAUGUGGUCAUCUGCAUUAUGAAUCACGAAAUUCCUGAAGGACCAGCCUCUCCUCUUGAAGGCAUGCCUUUCACGAGUGAGACUCGUAAAAUUCUGUAUCCCUCGCGUGGCAGCUCGUCUCGUAAGGAAGACACCAAGGACGAUAGCGACUCAGAUUACCAGGACCAACCCAAGAAGCGGAAGAUUAACAAGAACGGUGAGCCACGCAAGGUUCGCAAGCCUCGUGCUUUCCUCCGCCAGUGGAACGAGAACGACGUGACGAGGGCGCUGAUGGGCAUCGUCUGGGCAGCGGGCGAGAACAAUAUCCGGCUUCCCUUCGACCAAGCAGCUCAGGUAGUUGGUGAGGGAUGCACGGCUAGUGCAUUGCAACAGGCUAUCCUGAAGAUCCACACUCGGAUCAACGAGGAGGGAGCGCAGAUUCCUAAGAUCAAGAUGAGCUGGCCUAGUAAAGCAUCCAACACGUCUGACUCCAACACCAAUGGAGCUGGAAGUGACUCAAACAGCAUUGGUCGUCCUCAUCGUUCUGCGACUAGCCCCAAGUCGAAUCAAACACUUAUGGUCACUUUAAAGGGUGCUUACAAGCCUGCAGCUCUUCACUCGUCUGGGCCUUCAAGUGCUGAUGACAUGCCUACAUACACUGAAGUUGGCCAUCCUGCCAUCAAUUCAGACCUUGCGUUCGCCACAUCUGUGGCCACAUCGUCUGCUCAUAACCAGGAAGCAUCGGUACCUUCCACUCCAGGACCCGUAGGUAUGCUGCUAGCUAAUGGCAUGAUCACGCCAGACACUUCGAGCAUGCCGCCAGCAUACUUGGGCAACAUGGCGGCACCACCCCCACCUAUGAUGCUGUCAGGCCUUGCUAAUGGCCUUGCUACACCACCAUCCACGAAUGCUCGUAGGCCACUUACUAUUAAUACUGGUGUCACUCAUCCCGGCUCAUCCGAUAUGGUGAUGACCACUCCAACUCCUACUCACACCGGCUUUGGUGACAACAAUGGGCAUGACUACCUCAUGGAGGGUGUCAGUGGGGACAUUCCUGGAACCCCCGCCAGCGGGGCUGGCUUCGGAGACAACCUGUUCGAUACCAUGCUGUACAAUGAGUGGGUUUCUCAAAACGGGAUUCAGCGCGAGAUGCACGGCAACACGCAGAAUUAUAUGCCUAACGACUUUCUCGGCAAUAACGAUGUCAACGCGCCCGGAAUCCUCCUCCCGGGAGAUCAGGCCUUCCCCUCAGUUCACGCCCAGAAUUAUUUCAUGGGUAUGUAUCCUUCUGCCUUCAACAUGGGUACCGGCCAUGACCAUCCCUUUGAGCUUGGUCCCUCGAUGUUCCCCAAUCAAGUUCGCGACAACCAUCAUCAGCCUCUGAUGGGCGUCUACAAUGGUUUCCAGGGCCUUAUCCCGAACACGUCCUUCACCCAACAACAUCAGCCGAUCAAGGAGGAAGUCGACGAUGAUGACCAUGAGGGUAAUAACAACAUCAUUCCCAGCACCGAGUUCGACAAUAGCGCCUUAUCUGGUCGUCGUGGUCCAUUCUGAACUAGCUACUCAUCACUCUGGAUUGACCCCAAGUGACUGGCGGCUGAUUCCACCAAUCCUCUACACUCAACUAUCGGGCACAUCAUCAGGUCAUCACGGUACCAUAUCCAUCUGUAUUUAUUCCCAAAUUCCUUACUGCAUCUAUAAAUCCCUCUUUCAUGCACCAAUUGGGCUGCUUGUGGAAGAUAUUCUUCUUCCAAUCCCUAUUCCCCGAACGGCAUCCUCACGAUAAGAAUCUUACUUGCCUGUGUGGAACAUUGUGCUUGGAUAUCUAGAGAUUAUUGGUCCUUCUAUACCCCAGUCUGCCGCUGCUUACUGACCAUAUCUUUUGGUUGGUAUAUGCCGACCAGUCUUAUCACUCACCAUGGGAUUCUCUGGAUAUUUUGCGAUGGACUCUUGGU
This is a messenger RNA of Periconia digitata, 3064 nucleotides long. Lineage: Eukaryota; Fungi; Ascomycota; Dothideomycetes; Pleosporales; Periconiaceae. The record is from the annotation of a GenBank genome assembly.